Molecule: messenger RNA, 1596 nt
Organism: Helianthus annuus (common sunflower)
Lineage: Eukaryota; Viridiplantae; Streptophyta; Magnoliopsida; Asterales; Asteraceae
Product: O-fucosyltransferase 13
Exons: 6
Coding region: 428-1483 (351 amino acids)
Cellular component (GO): cytoplasm
Source: RefSeq, a predicted model, not a curated record
AUAAUUUGGGUCGUUGUUAAAGUUGUAAAUAUAUUCUGUUAAACCUGUUCUUCAAACGCUACAAUCACCAUUCACACUUCAAAUCCUGCAAGUAACCGAUCCAUCCGUAUGUAUGUACCAGAUGUUAUCACUUUUCAUGAAGAAACCCUUACUCACCCUCACAUUCUUCACAAUCUUCCUGUUGUUCGUCGCGAUCUCUCUAUCUCCUUCUUCACCGUUCUCGCAGAUUCCUCUCAAUUACGUCAUUGUAGAGUCCGAUAUAUGGAGUGCGAAAAGGAUUCUGGAGUGGAGACCUUGCAAAUGGUGGCUUCAAGGACAUUUAACCGUGCAGACAAUUGCAUUUGGUUUUUUGUGUUGAAAUGCUGCAGCUCUACCGGCUGAAAGCAAUGGUUACAUUCGAGUGGAUUGUUACGGUGGCCUUAAUCAGAUGAGGAGGGAUUUAUGUGAUGGUGUUGGUGUUGCGCGGUUACUAAAUGCAACUCUUGUUUUGCCAAAGUUUGAAGUGGCUGCGUAUUGGAACGAAUCAAGUGGAUUUGCAGAUGUAUUUGAUGUGGACUACUUCAUAGAACAGCUGAAAGGAUUUAUAAAUGUUGUAAAAGAACUACCUGCAGAAAUAGCAUCGAAAGAACCUGUUAGAGUAGAUUGCAGUAAGCGAAAAGGCCAGUUUGAUUAUGUUGAGAGUGUUCUUCCUUCUUUAUUGGAGCAUCGUUAUAUCUCUAUUACACCUGCAAUGAGCCAAAGACGUGACAGGUUUCCACUCUAUGCAAAGGCUGCCCUUUGCCAAGCAUGUUACAGUGCCUUACGCUUAACAGCCGUUUUGGAGAAAAAAAGCAAUGAGCUUCUAGAAGUCAUACCCAAACCGUUUCUAUCUCUUCACCUUCGGUUUGAGCCCGAUAUGGUAGCGUACAGUCAAUGUGAGUACAGUGGGCUUUCACCGGCCUCUAUGAAGGCUAUAGAUGCUGCACGUGGAGACCGAAAACCAUUUACUGGUGAAACAGCACGUGUUUGGAGAAGCCGAGGAAAAUGUCCUCUUACACCGAAUGAAACCGCUUUCAUUCUUCAAUCGCUUUUAAUCCCGAAAAACACAAAUAUCUAUUUAGCAGCUGGAGACGGGAUUAUGGAGUUAGAAGGGUUAACGUCUGUUUACACAAAUGUUGUUACAAAAUCGUCUCUUUUGAGUGGUGAAGAUUUUAAGAAUAUGCAUGGGAACACAAAAGCUGCAUUGGAUUAUUACGUGUCGAUUAAUAGUGACGCGUAUGUGGCGACUUACUUCGGUAAUAUGGAUAAGAUGGUGGCUGCAAUGAGAGCUUAUAAGGGGUUGUAUAAAACUUUAUUUUUAAACAGGAAGGAUUUUGCAGAUUUUACUAGUCAGGGAUUAAAAGGGAAAGAGUUGAAGGAAGCACUUAAAAAGGCUCAUGGAGAUGAUUUUGUAAUGGGUAGAGGCUCUGCCUUACCAGAUUGCUUUUGUGACUUCAAAUUGUGAUGUUUUUUUUAUUCCACUUUUGGUUAUCUGUUUUUUGGGCAUGUGAAUUCGUUCUUUUAAGGUGGUAACAUUUUGCAAAUGAAGCACGUUUUACCCUUUGGGCCAUUUUGCAA